Molecule: messenger RNA, 1220 nt
Organism: Liolophura sinensis
Lineage: Eukaryota; Metazoa; Mollusca; Polyplacophora; Chitonida; Chitonidae
Product: bolA-like protein DDB_G0274169
Exons: 7
Coding region: 92-508 (138 amino acids)
Cellular component (GO): mitochondrion
Source: RefSeq, a predicted model, not a curated record
GAGGAAAUAAUUGAGCGGCAAGGUGACCUACAUGGUGCCGGCUGACAAAUACAUGUACAUGAUGAGUCAAAAGACUAUCGCUUGAUUUGUAAUGAACACAGGCCUCCUUCGCCCUCUGUUGCGAGGACAUACCGCAUCUCGAUGUGUUUCAAGAAUUAAACACAGCUUCUCAACAACACCAGCAAUGGAGGGGAAGCCGGUUGAGAAGAACAUUCGGGAGAAGUUAGCAAAGGCUUUUCAGCCAGUUGUACUGGAAGUUAUUAAUGAAAGUGGCAUGCAUAAUGUGCCAAAAGGCUCAGAGACUCAUUUUAAGGUGGUGGUUGUUUCCAGUCAGUUUGAUAGUCAGCCAUUAAUAAAGCGUCACAGAAUGGUUAAUGAAGUACUUCAGAAUGAGUUACAGAAUGGUGUCCAUGCUCUCUCCAUAAUGGCCAAAACCCCUAGCCAGUGGGAAGACAGUGAGAAAAUCAUCGGGAAAUCCCCACCAUGCCAAGGUGGGGCUGGGUUAUGAGAGGAAACACCCUGAUCUUUUACCUACCAUGUCCCCCUGGAACUACAGUUCACCAUCACCAGGCUAGGGGAUUGAAUACUGAAUGUAAUGACACUGGGCUCUUUUCUGAGAAAUAUGCUGUUAUAAAUGUAACAAAAUGAAAUGAGCCCAUAUGUCGAUUUCUGCAUUUUUUAAGAUGAGUGAUGUACAGUAGUAGGUACCUUGGCCAAGAUCAAGUGUGAAUGAUCACUUGCCUUCAUGUCUUAGUAUUACAGAGGCGACAGAGCAUCACUCCCUCUCACUGUGUUGAGAGAGCAGCCACUUGUUAGACAGACCUCUGAACCUCAACCAGACUAACCCCACACACCACACACCACCACACAUGCUCACACACACUUUAGAAAUGGUUCUACUCACAUACAUUUUGAAUUUUGGAAACUUUUGUCUUUGAAGGUGAUAAGUGACGAUAUAAAGAUAUAACAGUAAACCAUAUGUGAUGUCUAACAAUUUCAUACAUUAAGAUGGUAGUGGGGAAUCAGUUCCGGAAAAAUAAGAUGCACGUGUAUAUACAUGUAUAGUUAUAAUGAGAAGGAAUAAUGGCGUAUUGUGGUGCCUGAAUCUGAUGAAGGCAAAACAUAUAAUACAGGUAUUACAAAAAAUAAAAAAAAAAUUGUACUUACCAAGUUAUAUCUAUAUGUGUAGUGUAUGUAUUAAAGCUUUUGUAUGAUCAGAA